UGAUACUUGUUACUGGUUUGAAAUAUCCUGAGAGCAGAUGUCAAUGGAAUAAUACAAGGGACACAAAAACAGCAUUUUUCUUGCAUCAUUGAGAAGAAAGAUACAAAAUGUUCCUUACAACCUUGAAAAAAUAUGCUUUUUUCUCGGUAUCAACUGUUUAUUUUGCAAUGUUGUUCUUCUCCUUGGUUAAUUAUCGAGACCAUUGUAUCUUUACACAUCCAAAGACACUUUUAGACUUCAGUCAUUUGUCUGCCUCUAAUGUGCUGGAUAUAUGCCAACCAAAAUUAGAAAAACUAGAUGUGACCAAUAUAGACAUUGUAAAUGCAUUCCCUAUACCAGAAUUAGCAGAGAAGUAUCCAUUUGUCAAGAAGGGUGGACAUUUUAGUCCUAAAGAUUGUAAAUCGUACCAAAAAGUAGCAAUUGUUGUGCCUUAUAGAGACAGAUCACAUCAUCUAAAAAUUUUAUUGAACAGACUCCAUCCUAUGUUAUUUAAGCAACAGAUAGAGUACAGAAUAUUUAUAAUUGAACAGGCAGGAAAUGAUCGUUUUAACAGAGGAAAAUUAAUGAAUGUUGGAUUUACAGAAGCAUUGAAAUAUGAAAAUUUUGAUUGUUUUGUUUUCCAUGAUGCCGAUCUACUUCCAGAAAAUGAUAAAAAUCUGUACCUUUGUGAUAAUAAUGUCAGACAACUGUCGUCUGCUAUUGACGAAAUGAGAUAUCAUGUUAUGUAUUACAACUAUGCUGGAGGAGUUGUUGCCACAAAGAAGGAAACAUUUGUCAGAAUAAAUGGUUUUGCUAACUCUUACUGGGGAUGGGGGAAUGAAGAUGAUGAUUUCUCAGCAAGAUUACAGUCCUCAGGAAUUUUAUUGACAAGGCCACCUGAGUAUAUAGGGAGGUUUAAGAUGGUCAGACAUAAAAAAGAAACAAGAUCAGAACAUGGUUAUGAAGCAUUCCUUGGCUGGAGAGGUAGAUGGCAUAAAGAUGGGUUGAACUCACCAAAGACAAUGAAUUAUUCUGUGAUAAGUAAACAUGAUGAACUUCUCUACACAAAUAUAACUGUAGAUCUAGGACCAUCUAAAGGUCACAUGGUUAAUCCAGCUGAAGAUACAACAAAAGAGUCUACACUCUGGUUUUUGAGAUUUUAUUUCCCAUGAAGUAAACAAAGGCUGCAAAAAGAAAGGUAUCUUGUGAAAUACAAAGCAAAUUAUACAAAAAUACAAUGUAAAGUGCCAUAUUCAUUGAGAGGCAUUAUUUUACAUUUUACAUCAGAAAGAAGUGAAAAAAGAAUAUGUGACGUUUUAUACUUUUAAAGGAGUUGAUGAAGGUCAUACAUUACAGUUCUUGUUGACUGUACAUGUAGAAUAGAGUAUAUACAUUCAAGUUUUAUAUGUGAAUAGUUUGUGCUAUCAGAUUUGUAUUUGAAGUGGUAAUAUCUUAGCCAAUGAACCUUGCAGGUCAUACAUUACAGUUUCUUGCUGACCAUACACAUAGAAUAGAAUAUACACAUUUAAGUUUUAUAUGUGAAUAGUGGUGCUUUCAAGAUCUGAAUUUGAAGUGGUGAUACCUAAGCCAACGAAUCCUGAAGUUCAUAAGUUACAGUUUCUUGUUGUCUGUACAUGUAGAAUAGAAUAUAUACAUUUAAGUUUUAUAUUUAAGUUUUAUAUGUGAAUAGUGGUGCUUUCAGGAUCUGCAUUUGAAGUGGCAUUACCUCAACCGAUGAGGGUAGUACGUUGUGUACCAUGGUUAAAAAAUAUACUUAGAAGUUUCUUCCGAUAAAAAUAUCAGCUGUUGUCAAUCUCAUUAAAAUACGGAUGCUGUGUCCAUGCUUUGCUUACAAAGAUCUGACAGCGCUCAGUUCUGCUUUCUGUUAUAAAGAUUUCCAAAUUCCCUGGUUUUGUUGUAAGGAUACUCAAUUUAGAAUAUUGUAAGCAGGUCUUUCAUUGGCUGUUCACACCUUUAAACAUGUGUAAGCAGGUCUUUCAUUGGCUGAUGUAAUAAUUACCAGAACAGAAAGUAGAAUUUCCUAUGAUCCUUGUAAGCAAAAAGUUGACACAGAAUCUGUAUAUUGACAGAUGUUAUGUAUGCA
Molecule: messenger RNA, 2083 nt
Organism: Mytilus californianus (California mussel)
Lineage: Eukaryota; Metazoa; Mollusca; Bivalvia; Mytilida; Mytilidae
Product: beta-1,4-galactosyltransferase 3-like
Exons: 7
Coding region: 108-1151 (347 amino acids)
Biological process (GO): carbohydrate metabolic process; glycosphingolipid biosynthetic process
Molecular function (GO): N-acetyl-beta-glucosaminyl-derivative 4-beta-N-acetylgalactosaminyltransferase activity
Source: RefSeq, a predicted model, not a curated record